Phacochoerus africanus (Common warthog) is the source of this 1386-nucleotide messenger RNA. RefSeq names its product chromosome 6 C8orf76 homolog (gene C6H8orf76). NCBI's taxonomy places the organism in Eukaryota, Metazoa, Chordata, Mammalia, Artiodactyla, Suidae. The transcript has 6 exons. Gene Ontology annotation, molecular function: protein binding. The coding region runs from base 44 to 1243 and encodes 399 amino acids. The record is from RefSeq and is a predicted model, not a curated record.
UCUAGGCCCCGCCUCCUCUCGUUGCGUGAGUCCUGGGCGCGCAAUGGAGACCGGGUGCUGGUUGCUCGGCGGCGAGUUUGAGGACUCCGUGUUCGAGGAGAGGCGGGAGCGGCGGCGUGGACCGCCAUCGUCCUACAUCGCCAAGCGCUGCGAGCCGCAGUGGUUUUAUGAAGACGCAGGGAGCAGUGAUGAUGUGGAAGCUCUAACCAUCCAGAAAUUCAAAGGGGACCUGGCCUACAGACGGCAAGAGUAUCAGCCUUUCUUUUCUUCCUUUCUUUUCACCUCUUCUCUCCUUUUCCUUUAUUUAACAAAUAUUUGCCAGAAAGCUCUGCAGGAAUAUUCCAGUAUCUCAGAAAAACUGCCCUCUACGAAUUUUGCCAUGAAAAGGGAUGUCCAGGAGGGCCAGGCUCGGUGUCUUGUUCACCUGGGAAGGCAUGAGGAGGCCCUGGAGAUUGCUACAAACUUGGAAAAUAAGGCAACUAAUACAGACCACUUAACCACUGUGUUCUACCUCCAGUUUGCUAUUUGUUCAAGUUUGCAGAACUUGGAGAAAACAAUUUUCUGCCUACAGAAACUGAUUUCUUUGCAUCCCUUUAAUCCUUGGAACUGGGGGAAGUUGGCAGAGGCUUACUUGAGUCGGGGGCUGGCACUUUCAGCAUCCUUUGCAUCAUCUCAGGAACAGAACACCUUGAGUGACAAAACUCUCAAAUCCUGCUUUCCCCACUUGAGAAAAGACUGUCUUCUGUGUUUCCCUGAAAUGAGCUCUGUGUUUUCUGUGGAAGCGAGCAGCAGUGACAACCAGAAGAAUGAGAAAGCUCUUAAAAAUAUUCAAAACUGUGUGGCAGAAGAGAAAGCGGCGGUGUUACUACCAGAAACUCAGAUGAAAGCCUGUGCCUCUUUUAUACGAACCAGGCUUUUGCUUCAGCUUGCCCAAUCUCAGCAAACAUCGUUUGCUUUGGAGAAGAACUUAAGGACUCAGCAGGAAAUUGAAGAUAAAAUGAAAGGGUUCAGCUUCAAAGAAGACACUUUGCUGUUGAUAGCAGAGGUUAUGGGAGAAGAUAUCGUCCCAGAAAAAAUAAGAGAUGAGGUUCACACUGAGGUGAAGUGUGUUGGCCCUGCAGCCCUGUCUGCCUUGGUGAUUGCAUCUUCGAAAGAAUUUGAAGACAGGUGGUUCAGAAAGAUCAAAGACCACUUCUGUCCCUCUGAAAAUCACUUCCAUACAGAGAUAAAAAUCUUGGUUUAGUGGGCCCUUUGAAAACAAAACAAACAUCUUGUUGCUGUAUUAAUUGUCCUGGUUUACUUCAGACAGAAUCCACUGCUAAUCGUGGAAUCUACUGAAUUAAAAACGAUUGUUUAUAUUUUAUAAAAAUGGCUUCUCUUCCAGAU